AUGCACGCCAGACCGCUUGUCACUGGGCGCAUUGUGUCGAGGACCAUUGGCACAUGCAAGUCGACAUCGACAGUGUCCUCUCGCGCCACAUUCUCCUCCUCUGCAAAGCUCAAGGCCAGAAACCAGAUCUACGCAUCAGUUCGAAACCCAGAUCAGUUCAACACCUACCUCCUCCUCUCCUCCUCCGCGCGCACGCCGCUGCUCACGCUCUGGACCACCAACUGGUGUCCGACCUGCAAGGUCGUGGGCCCGCUUCUCCAGUCCCUCGUCGAGUCCGGCGUGGGUGAGGCGGAGGGCGGCGUCGGCUACUGCACGGUCGAGUUCGACGCGCCGGACGUCAUGGCCGGCGCGCUGGGGCUGACGUACAUGAUCAACAGCGUGCCGACGCUGCUGAGCUUCGACGCCGGCGAGGCCCAGGUCGCCACCAAGCUCGCCGACGGCAACAAGCUCAAGGACAGGCGCUUCCUCGAGGAGUGGAUCCGCACGGAGGCGCGGCGGCACGGCGGUCGUGGAGGCGGAGGGCCUGGCGGCGGAGCUGCCUUUGGAGGGCUGUUCAGUGGCUGGAAGCGAUAG
Phaeoacremonium minimum UCRPA7 is the source of this 573-nucleotide messenger RNA. RefSeq lists its product as hypothetical. Bases 1 to 573 code for a protein of 190 amino acids. Lineage: Eukaryota; Fungi; Ascomycota; Sordariomycetes; Togniniales; Togniniaceae. The record is from RefSeq and is a predicted model, not a curated record. The transcript has 2 exons.